Molecule: messenger RNA, 1634 nt
Organism: Apis laboriosa (Himalayan honeybee)
Lineage: Eukaryota; Metazoa; Arthropoda; Insecta; Hymenoptera; Apidae
Exons: 2
Coding region: 1289-1552 (87 amino acids)
Source: RefSeq, a predicted model, not a curated record
UAUAAAAUGAUAUGAACUAUUAUACCAUAUUAUUUUAAAUAGCAGUUUUAUAUGAAUUUUUUUUAAUUAUAUCAUAAUAAUGGUAUUCUUUGAAAAACCACCAUUACAAUUAAUAAAAGUUAGUAAAAAACAAUUGUUAACAUAAAGAUAACAAUGAUAAUUGUUAACAUAAAAGUUCUUGAGCAAAUGUAUAUCUCAUCCGAAUUAUCUUUUUAUGAUAUGUAACGUAUUAGCGAUUUGCUUACACUAAAGCUAUCGCAAGAGAUAGUUAAAUUCAGUUAAGAGAUCACGAUUUACCACUUGUCAAUAUAAGGAAGCCUUCGAUUGGAUGAAAACAUUUUAUCAUCAAGAUUUAAGCGAUGAAAAAACAUGUACGAAUGAAUAAUUCACUCAGAAGAGAAUGUGUAGUUAGAUUACAUAUAAUCACGCGUAUUUGUCUUGCACUUCCCAAUAACGCGAUUUUUCCAAACAGUUAAUAAAUCCGCAAUCGAAACAAACAUAGUGAUGCGUAAAACUAGUCAAGUAGAAUCCUUUAGCAUUCUAUUAAUGAAACCAAAUUUGCGUAUAGAAUUAUAAAUAUUAUACUUGUACAAAAUAGUUUAGGAUUUAUUUUGUGCAAUGAUCGAAAUAACGUUAAAGAUACGAUACGAUAGAUAGCUUUAAGUUGACGUCGCGGAAGUCGUUUCGCGGUAUGAAAACAGGUGUGCAGUAUGCGCGAGUAAAAACUACGAAACUAUCGUAGAAUAAAAUGAGAAAUGGAGUGAUGCGAAUCUAUACGAGUGCUUAUUAAUUGUAUACGUAUAAACGCGAAUGCGAUACGUAUGUUAUUAUAUUUGUCCGUGCGCUCGUGUUUUGAAAUUUAAGACAAAUUCAUCCGAAAUUUUUUGUGAAAAUGUACGUAACUUCACAAUAGAAAUGGGCCAGCGAUGAAUAUACUUUGUAAAUCGGUAAUGAAUCUGUAAUCAAAGAUCAAGUGUAUGUUUGAAUGUAAACAAACACGCAUAAUACAGCUGGAUGUAUCUCUAAUCUAGUAUAUUUGGAUGUAUCUUCAAUCUAUAAUGAAAAAAUAUCGUAAGUUACUUAUACUACCAUAAUUCACCUUUGCACUCUUAGAACAAUAAAGAAACAGUGUUUUGUUUUUAAAAGUAUAUAUAAUUUAUCAUUGAUGCAUUAUUUAAACGAAAGUAAAUUCGAUUGAAAUUCAAAGAACUGUAAAGCACAUUUAAUAAAUCUCGCGCAUAACUGUUACACACAUUUUUUCCAUAUAAAAAAAAAACAUUUUCCAUAGAUGUCAACAUAUUCUUUAAUUUACUUUAAAAUGCUAUCUUUGAUUAGAUAUCUAAAUAAUCGUAAAUUUUUGAGUCUUAUUUGUAUUCCUAUUGCUGCUGUUGGAUAUUAUAUAGAAGGACUUCUAUCUGAUCGUUAUACACCUCCAACUGCACCAAUAAUGGAACAACGUGAAGAAAGAUUAUUAGCCAAUAUGAAUUCUAUGCCUGAUGAAAAAAGGCAUUCUCCAUUGGAAAUUAAUCUUCCACCGUCAUUAUCUGUAUAAUUAUUAGCAUAAACUAAGUAUAUGAUCAAAAAAAUGUAUAAUAUAAAGAAAAAAUUUAGUUCCAUUCAUAUAAAAUCAAAAA